Molecule: messenger RNA, 4038 nt
Organism: Sinocyclocheilus anshuiensis
Lineage: Eukaryota; Metazoa; Chordata; Actinopteri; Cypriniformes; Cyprinidae
Product: zinc fingers and homeoboxes protein 1-like
Exons: 3
Coding region: 434-3067 (877 amino acids)
Biological process (GO): regulation of transcription by RNA polymerase II
Cellular component (GO): nucleus
Molecular function (GO): DNA-binding transcription factor activity, RNA polymerase II-specific
Source: RefSeq, a predicted model, not a curated record
UUAUUUGAGAGAGCCUGGCGUACAUUUCAUUCCCUUCUCGCCACUCUAGCUGCGCCCAUGUCAGCCGGGCACAUAAUCAGUGUGCCAUAAAGCAGUAGAUGCUCCUUAUCGCGGUGACCCGACGGGUUCACGUUAGUUCACAGGGUUCAUCUGAGGAGAGGUCUCGGCCCCUCCUGUCCCCCCGAGACCCGGAGCGGAGCGAAACCUAAAUGUUAUUAAUUUCUGUAUCAAUAACGGAUUUCCAUUCGCAGUCACCAGAGCCGACGAAAAGGUUCACAGGGAGUUGUUACUUCACUCCCUUUUACAAUGGGAAGUCCCGAUAGCUGAAAAUUUCACCAAUUUCUGGUUCAUCACGGCUGGCUGAUGACACCUCAACUCCAUACAAUUCCAGUAUUCGUUUCUAACUCUUCACUCAUCUGUACAAUCCUACACUAUGGCGAGCAAGAGGAAAUCCACCGUUCCCUGUAUGAUUCCAUCAAAAAGCAAGCACAUGCGGGAGGACAUCAUACUAGGAUGCUUACCUGAGCUCCUGCCCACAAUACCCGAAGACAGCAUCCUCAGUAUCUCUUCAAAAGGUGAGGAAACACAACGAUUCCAUGAUUUCUCGAAAGCCGAACCGAAGACUUCAUGCUGGGAAAGAGGAACAUACAGCUGCCCUCUGUGCUCCUUUGAGUCCGGAGACUUGAACCUGUUUCUUCACCAUAUGGACAACUGUCACAUGGACUUUCAUGCUCAACCAAACUUCUACUGCCUGUCUUGCAAGGUCUCAGCUGUGAAGUUUGAAGGUCUCGCUUUACAUAAUGCAAAAUCACAUCCUGAACUCCAUUCAGUGCACAAGAGAGUAUCCUUGCAGGUUACCAAACGAGAUGGGGCUAUCACAGUGGAGCAAACCCUGUUUACAGAAGCAGAUUUAAGUGAAUCCGGAAUAUCCAUUACCAAGACACCCAUAAUGAAAAUGACCAAAGGGGGGCACAAAAAAAUUGUUGUCUCCCAUACAGUUGAGGUACAACGGGCUGAGCCUAGCAUCGACAAGCCCGCAACUGUAACCAAUGGCACGCAAGGGAUCAGCUGGUCUCCUGAGGAGAUUGAGGACACACGUAGAAAGAUGUUCAACACUGUAUUCCAAGCCACAUCGAAAACAUCACGGAAUCAGUCGCAUCACCCCUUUUCCCAACACUGUGUUUCUGUCCAGUCCGCCUCUUUGAUUUCUAACUCUACACAACAGAUACCAAAGGGAAGUGUAAUGGUUUGGAAAGGAGGGGUCAUAGUCAGCCAGUCUAGUGUGACCAAGGCCACAUCCCUUAAGCAGCAGCAGCAGCCAGUGGUCCAGACGCCACAGGUAAAUAUCCAUCAUGCUGUCAUUACUAAGGAAACUGGAAAAGAAUUAUCUUGUCGGACAGCUGAGAACUGCAAAAUUGCAGGCAGAGGAGGUAGCGUUAGCAAUCAUGGACACACUGGAAAAGGCUGCAGCUCGUCCAUCAAGACUAGCGUUAGCUGCUUGCCUGGCAUUCCCAAGAGUCAAAACAGCAGUUACAUUGAGGGCAGCAUUAUGACUCUGACGAACAUAGUCAGGAAAAUUGACUGUCAUGUCAAUGACAGGAAUGCAAAUUGCACCAGCAAAUCUAACAUCAGUCCAACUUCCAUUCAUGGGCAACAGAAAGCAUCCAGUAAUGCAAAAGAAAACAGCAACAGCAGCUUUGCCACCACCAGCAAAUAUAACAACGGAAGCACUUAUAAAAGCACCAGCCACAGUACUAUUUGCACUAAAAGCGAGGGAAACAUCUUAGACCACACCAGCAAAAGCAACACUGACACUAGUAUCAUUUGUAGCAGCAGCAGCAACAUACAAACUGAAAAGUGUAUAGCACCCCUUACCCAUAGCCUGUUCCCACAGCCUGGAAGUCUCAUGGAUCCAUCCCUUGGAAAGGGCAAGGUAUUACCUGAGCAACCAGUGACUUUGAAGCAAAGCUUUAUCCAUAACUCAUUCUCAGAACAAAAGCAGUUUCUUGCACCCCAAGGUCAACCAUACCACAUACGUACUUUGACAGACUCCCAGUCUGCUGUGGGGGGAUCGUUUAGUAACUUGCCCCAGAGCUCCCUUCAAUCUAACCCUGCAGCAAGUUCAUGUCUUCAGGAGGAAACGAGUCAACACUCCUCUCCAUCCCUUUCUGCUCCUCAAGAGCAACAUUCUCCAAAAACCCUGCUGGGAGCACCUCAGGUCCAGUCCACACGCUCUACUGCCAUCCACUACAAGGAACAUGACCCCAAGCACUUACUUGCCUUAGACAAAGACUCUAAGCAAUCAAAUUUUGAUAAAGAAAGGUUGCACAGAAACAUAAUGCAAAAAGAAAAUGAAGGAAACAUUUCUGAACACCACAGCGGAAUUACAAAUACAUUUUACAAGGCUGACAGGAACGAGCAUAGCAACCUAAUUAACACACUAGAUACUUUCACAAACAAUAACACUAACAAGGCUAAACAAGACAUGCCACUUUUACAACAAUAUAUACAGAAAGUGGACCAAUGGGAAAGCAACAGUGACUAUCAUGAAGAGUCGAAUGUGAGCCCUAUGAAGAUAAACGUAAUAGCGUUGAACAAAGAAGAGAGUUUGUACAAGACAAACAGCAAGCAGCAAAUCAGUAAGUCAUUGGAGAACUUGGUCAAUGAUGGUGGUCCUAGCCAUAAAAACAAAUCUUCAGAAUGGCUCGAAAGCUACCAGCAUGUACCGGUGGAGGCUGAGGAGCGUAUAUCUGAUAUAGGUAACACUGAACCACAUCAACCAGAUAACCUUGUGGGGCUUGAAACAGAGCAAGUAAAACAUGACCUACACCCGGAGCGGAAAAGUAUUUUUCAGAGUCUAGACUCUGAAACUCCUACACUGCCGAUAAAGAACAAAUCAAAAGAGGCUACAGUGGAUUUAGACAAAUCAACUACAGGAGAACAAGACUACUGGGAGAUAAAAGAUGAGGAGCAUCAGCAACCAAUGGGCAACCAGAGUUUGAGGGGGCAUCAAGCGCAAGACAGUCAAUCAAGGGACUGUCUGAGAGGAGAGCUUCUGAAAGUUUAAGGACUUCACUCUGCAAGACGAAGAGGCAGAGGAUCCCGUACUCAUUCUGAACAUUACGUUUCUUGUUUUCUUUAAAUAUGACAGCUUAUGAGAUUGUAACAUUUGUGAUGGUCAGUGGACUUGAGUUUUCGGAAAACGGCCCAAUCCAGAGAGUAGCCGCUACAAAUGUAGGUCUGAUGUGAUUUAGGUAAAUUCUGUGUAGGAAACUAUGAUGUAUAUGCUUGAAACUGCACUAUCGAGGGUGUACUGGACAUUAGGAAUGUCAGUUAGAUAUUGUGAUACUUUGUAACAUGUCAGAUAAUCAGCACUUCUGCAAUGCCUUGGGUUUUACAUUAUUUGUUGGGAUAUUCCAACCAGUUUUCCCUUCUUCAUGUCCAGAUCAAAUAAGUUCUCCAUGGUUUAUUUUUUCACACAACAUUGAGCAGUUAGCGACAAAUCAUGCACUAUAACUCGCUUUAGUGGUGUCUGUCUGCACACACAACAAAUUGGCCAGACAUUGCCUUAAACAUCACCUUUCUAUUUCUAUGACUGGCUGCACAAACAAGCAACUGUGUUGAUGUGUGUAUAAAUUGGGGAUUUGAAAUCCCAACAGAACUGCUGCUAUAUCUUCGGAGGUGUUUUUUUUUUUAUAAGCAUUAACAAGACUAUUAUAUGUGAAAAGCUUAAAAAAAAAAAAAGAAAUGUUAAUUUAUGGUGGAGAAAGUUUAAAACGGUGUGCUUACAGUCUGAGGGGUAUUAAAGUUCUCUCAGACAGUCAGAUCAAGUGCUCUGCUAACUGGAUAUUCCCUGUGUUUGAGUUGGGCUGCGAUAUAUAAAUAUAUAUAGUAUAUAUAUAUAUAUAUAUAUACACACACACACACAUUAUGCAUAAUUUAUAUGCUGCUAAGUUCAGACCAUCCAAAGUGAAAAACAGGUGCUUUUCAUCUAUUAUUUGCAUUUGUAUCCAAUGUGGUUUCUCUUUAAAAAGUUAA